Molecule: messenger RNA, 1845 nt
Organism: Salvia hispanica
Lineage: Eukaryota; Viridiplantae; Streptophyta; Magnoliopsida; Lamiales; Lamiaceae
Product: heat stress transcription factor A-4c-like
Biological process (GO): cellular response to heat; regulation of transcription by RNA polymerase II
Cellular component (GO): nucleus
Molecular function (GO): RNA polymerase II cis-regulatory region sequence-specific DNA binding; DNA-binding transcription factor activity
Source: RefSeq, a predicted model, not a curated record
GAUCUCCGUCACCUCAAUUCUCCUCAGUCCUCACCGGAGUUGAAUUCAACGACAUCAACAGCUAUAAACAAAUCAAAAGCACCGCAUCUUUGAAUUUUCAACUGCAUUUCCAUAAAGUUGUAUAAUAAUUACAAAUUAGAAAAAGGAAAAACGAUGCAACUGAAUGGAUGUUUUGACUCAAGGUGCUGUUGAAAGUCCUGCAUUUGAUUACGCCCAAAUCGUCAAAAUUUCAAAUUUUGACCAUGCCACCACUAAUCUGCUUUCUCCAUGUCUAUUUAUGCUUCUCAUCUCUGCGUUUUGCUUUCUUUUUUCUCCAAGAAUCUCGUGCUCCUUCAAGUUUCCCUAUUUAUUUGAUUUUGUUAUCCCUCAGUUUGCACAAGAAACAAAUUUGAAAACCCCCUUUUCUAUUCUUGAAUUGUACACUUUUUUAGCUAUGUAAAUUAGAAUUGUUUAUUGGCAUUAUAUCAUACAGGUAGAGUGCUUCUAGAAGAAGGAAAAAAAUUUGUAUUUAGCUGGAACAGUGAGGAUUUUGGGGGGUUUUUUUGUAUUGAUUACUGUGAGAUUGCAGAGAGAGAGGGAGAGAUGGAUGGAGCGAGUGGUAGCUCUAGCUCACCGGCGCCAUUUCUGCUGAAAACUUAUGAAAUGGUGGAUGAUCAUCUAACUAAUGGUGUUGUGUCUUGGAGUAGAACAGGUCAUAGUUUUGUGGUUUGGAAUCCACCUGAGUUUGCUGGUGAUUUGUUGCCCAAGUAUUUCAAGCACAACAAUUUCUCCAGCUUCAUCAGACAGCUUAAUACAUAUGGCUUUAGGAAGGUUGAUCCGGAGCAGUGGGAGUUUGCGAAUGAAGAGUUUAUCCGCGGGCAGAGGCAUCUACUUAGUAACAUCCGCAGGCGAAAGCCUAUCCACAGCCAUUCGGGCAAUGUGAACGCAGUAACCGACUCAGAGAGGGAGGAGUAUGAGAAGGAGAUCGAAAAGUUGAAGCGAGAAAGAGUUUCCCUCGAGACAGAGGUGGAGAGUUAUAGGCAGAAGAAUCAAGGUUACGAGGACGAGCUGAGAUCACUGGGGCAGAUAUUGCAAGGCAUUGAUCAAAGGCAGCGGCAGCUGGUGGAUAGCUUGGCUCGUCUGCUGCAGAGCCCGGGCUAUGGCUCGGGUCUUAUGGACCAGUCCGAAUCCCCAAGCAAGAAGAGACGGAUGCUGGCUCUGCGCUACUUGAGAGACGAAGCCAAGCUGAUCAAAGAGGAUCCCAGCCAUUCAUCACCUCUUCCAGUGUUGGACUUGAAACACCUUGAGAAGCUGGACUCAUCUCUGACUUUCUGGGAGACGUUCCUUCGCGAGAUCGACCAAAUCCCUCCAGAAAACGCGCCAUCCUCGCCUAUGGAUUCUGAUAUCAACGCCCCACCUUGCACGCCUCCACAAGAGUGUUGUUCUGAAUCUUUGGCUUAUGUUACAUCAUCCACACGCAUUGAUCCUGAGUCGAGGCCUAACAAGCCAUCAGGAGUCGACAUGAACAUAAGUCCGGAUGCUAGAUAUCAGGGUGUGGCUGCUAAUGAUGUUUUCUGGCAGCAGUUUCUGACCGAGGCUCCUGCUUCGUCUAUGGUGCAGGCGGAGCAGAGAGAGGCGUACGAAAGGACGACAAAUCCUAGUAGAUUUGCGGAUGAACACAAGCCUUGGUGGACUGUGGAUGGCCUCACAACACAACACCCGGGGCAUCUCUCUCAAGCCGAGAGGAUCUGACACGGUUCUUUCGUAGUUUUGUACUCCCUCCGUCCGCCAUUAGGAGUCUCAUUUGAGUUCGGCACGGGUUUUAAGAAAUAUAGAGGAAAGUGGGUGAGAAAAGAUAGUGGAAUA